Molecule: messenger RNA, 821 nt
Organism: Brassica rapa (field mustard)
Lineage: Eukaryota; Viridiplantae; Streptophyta; Magnoliopsida; Brassicales; Brassicaceae
Product: transcription factor bHLH160
Biological process (GO): regulation of transcription by RNA polymerase II
Cellular component (GO): RNA polymerase II transcription regulator complex
Molecular function (GO): RNA polymerase II transcription regulatory region sequence-specific DNA binding; DNA-binding transcription factor activity, RNA polymerase II-specific; protein dimerization activity
Source: RefSeq, a predicted model, not a curated record
CGAAGCCUCUUUGUUGUUGCCAUAUUUGUUUCUCUUUCCGUUGGUGCGUAUGGACAAUCAUCAGACUUUUGCAUCCAGUUUACUAGACGUAGACGAUCUCUUGCAUAUCCCUGCAGAAACUAUCGGUGCGUCCGGAGAGAAGGACGAUACGUGCCCAAUUCAAUCAGAAAGUAAAGGGAAGGAAGUAGUAGUAGUAUUACAUGAUCAAGAUGCUCAUGGCCCAAGUAGUGUAGCAAAGAAACAAGAACGUAGCGCCAAUGAGCGUCUAAGGAGGCUGAGACUUCAUGCCUCUUACCUCACUCUCGGCACUCUUCUUCCUGAUCAUUCUUCUUCCUCCAAGAAGAAAUGGUGUGCGCCGUCUAUAAUGGAUAGAGUGGUCACUUACAUUCCCAAGCUACAUAAUGAAGUUGAAGAGCUAACUCUCAGAAAGCAGAAGCUUGUUGAAGCAAUCGAGAGCAGGAGGUCCCGGGUAUUAGUGCCACAAGAUCCUCAUAAUCGAACAAUCUCGGUUCUUGAAUUGGAGGGAUCAGGUGGUGAGGUCGUUGUGCAGAUAAGCAUGAAAAGGGUUAAAGAAGAUGAGUUCUCUAACUUGAUUCACGUAAUGGAGAUGCAAGGUUUUAGUAUUUUAAGUGCUUCCACGUCUCUAGUGUGCCGAGAUCAAAGGGUGGUUUGCUACAAUUUCCAUGGUAAAAUUGAUGAAAAGCCAUCUGAAGGUGAAGACUACAUCACAGUGUUGAAGAACAACAUCAUUUCUACGCUCUCUUGACAAGACAAAAUGAAAAUGAAAUUGAGAUGAAGACUAUGGAAUAACUUUGAUGACG